This is a messenger RNA of Salvia hispanica, 1087 nucleotides long. RefSeq names its product B3 domain-containing protein Os01g0234100-like. Gene Ontology annotation, molecular function: DNA binding. The record is from RefSeq and is a predicted model, not a curated record. NCBI's taxonomy places the organism in Eukaryota, Viridiplantae, Streptophyta, Magnoliopsida, Lamiales, Lamiaceae.
AAUCCCCCCAAAUCAGAGUGAAGUGUGUGAAUCGGAGAUUUCUCACUGCGCCGUGGGACUGCACCUUUACAUUCUGCUGCUGCUCCUCGUCUAGCAUUCCCCCCAACAUCCGUCAAAGCCCUACUCUCCUACCCGGUGUUUGAGUGCCUGAAUACAGUGUGUGUGAAUGUGAUGGACAUCUCCACCAGGCAACGAGCACAACAGAUGAGUGCAUCCCUCUCUCCGGCAUCCCCUCAUUUUGUAAAGGAACUGCGCAGAUCGCACGUUUCUAGACGAUUCCGCUUUAGCAUACCAAAGGGGUUUAGUCAUUCAUAUCUACCCGAUCACAAUAGCCAAGUAGUCUUGGUGGAUGACAAUGACGAUCAGUACGAAACGAGUUACACGUUUGAUACUAGUUCUCUAAGUGGACCAGGAUGGAGAGACUUCUCGACUUCACAUGCAUUGAUGGAACAGGAUUACUUAGUUUUUGAACUUGUUGAUGACUGCAAGUUUAAGAUGUAUAUUGUGAAACACAAUCCAGUCGAAGAAGAUUACAGCAUCUUCGUUGCUGGCGAAUCAAUCAACGAAGAAGUAAAUCUAAAUUGCCGAGUGAAGUAUUACGAGCUGUGUAGCAGCCAAGACACAAUUCUGCAUUCAACUGUUUUAGAGUUCGUUCAUAUCAAGGUUGUUGCUGGGAUGAUAAUCGAAACCACACGCAUAGCAGAUUGCGUUAGAGAGAUCACGGGCACGAGUGACGCCGUUGAAAAGUUGGAGGCCCGGGACGACGUGUUAGAAAAUUUUGAACGUAUUGGGAUGAAGGUGAGAUUCGUACGAGCUCGUAUAGCUCAGCUGCUAGUCGCCCUCCAACAAGUAGAGAACAUGCGGAGGGCAGGGAUUAUUAGGGAGGUCGCCAGUGCUCCUUGGUGAAGGAUUUAGACCCAUACUACUCAACAUUGUCAUCAACAAAGGUGCUGGCACAGGAUGGUGAGGACAUGAUCUGAAGAUUAGUUUUAGGUUUAGAGUAGCACGAGGCCUAGAGAACGAUGUAGUGUUAUUUGUUACUGUAAGAAAAAUAAAAUCUUUUUACUUUAUAACUUUAUUAAAAUAU